GUGCAACAUUGAUUGCAGCAAUCCGCGGAUGUAACUGACCACCAAUUCUUAGGCCUAAGAUAUUAACGUCUGGUUAGUAGCAAAUAUAUCAGGCUGUAUUUAUGUGGUCCCGGUGUGGCGUUGACAGCCAACACGGUAUACUAUCGCUGCAGUCGAAAGUCUGUCAGUUCACUUGUGGUAAUGCAUCCGAUCGUAACACACAAGGGCUAUCUACGGGAAUAUCGAACUUGCACAGCUCCGUACUCCUGGGAUAUAAUUCAAUGAAACCGAAUACGGGAGCUACAAAGCCGUGGCCGGACAGAAGCACACGAUCUCACCACUUCAGCACUGCCCCUAACUCGUACUUUCUGCAUCGACGUCUCUUCGUCUUUGAGCUUACACUCGCUCGUUCUCAAUCUGUUCCCCAGCGCAUUAACAGGCAUGUUAGUCUCCUCGCAGUCAUCGACGCGGUCUCCCUAACCACUUCCUCAUACAUGCUAAUAAGGAGGCUAGAACCACAACUCACACCUCGUGCUGUUAGCCUGUUGCUAAGUAGCCUGUUGCUAAAUUGCGGAUUCCAAAACAUUCCUUUCAACACCAGCUCAUAAUUGAUAUUCUGUGUGCUUUUCGCAAGUCUCCAUCAUAAGGUAAGUGUAUCGCGUGUUGUCCAGCAGAUUUUUGGUUCAGGGCACAAUAUCGCUAUCACACCUGUCGUCAUCAAAGCGACAACACCAAGAGCCAAUACCAACACCUUGUUGUUGGCCGUGCUUUUAGAUGUCGCAUCGGAGAUCCGAUGCGUUUCUCUGCUACGCUGUCCUUUA
Molecule: messenger RNA, 800 nt
Organism: Alternaria alternata
Lineage: Eukaryota; Fungi; Ascomycota; Dothideomycetes; Pleosporales; Pleosporaceae
Exons: 1
Coding region: 102-587 (161 amino acids)
Source: RefSeq, a predicted model, not a curated record